Molecule: messenger RNA, 1416 nt
Organism: Paracoccidioides brasiliensis Pb18
Exons: 3
Coding region: 1-1416 (471 amino acids)
Molecular function (GO): aldehyde dehydrogenase (NAD+) activity
Source: RefSeq, a predicted model, not a curated record
AUGUCUUCAGAGACGUUGACAACGAUUUCCCCCAUCACCAACGAUCCUAUAAUAACGCGCCCGGGGGUAUCCCAGCAGGAGCUUGCAUCAAUGCCACAAAAAGCACAAGACGCUUUCCGCUCCUUUUCUAGAUUGACAACUCUGGGUCAGCGCCAGCAGAUUGUUGCUCUCGCUCUUGGGCUUCUCGCAAAGAAGAAGGAUGCUCUAGGCCGUGAACUUACAGAGCAAAUGGGCCGCCCGAUUGCCUACACUGGUAGCGAGAUCACAACAGCUAUAAAGCGCGGUGAAUACCUAAAUCGUAUUUCUAGCACCGUAUUGGGAGAUGAAGGGAUCAUAGACUCGGAGGCAGAGCCUGGAUUUAGAAGGUAUAUCAAAAAGGAGCCUGUAGGGGUGGUGCUGAUUAUUUUCCCUUGGAAUUAUCCCUAUUUGGUGUUGAUAAAUAGCUUAAUUCCAGCGCUACUGGCCGGAAACGCUGUUAUUCUGAAACCCUCUCCACAGACCCCAACAGUCGUGGAACAUAUUGCCUCCAUUUUUAACGAAGCAGGGUUACCACAAGAUGUUCUGCAAUACUUCCACUGCGGCUCCCCUAUCGACAUCGAAACAAUUGUCCGUUCCCCCCUUAUCAACCACAUCUGCUUCACAGGAUCCGUCGCAGCGGGUCUAGCCAUUCAAAAAGCGGCUGCUGAUAGAAUUGUAAACGUUGGUCUGGAACUUGGUGGGAAUGAUCCGGCAUACAUCCGCAGCGAUGUUGACAUCGCGUGGGCUGCGGAGGAGAUUGUUGACGGAGCCAUUUUCAACAGUGGCCAGAGUUGCUGUGCGAUCGAAAGAGUAUAUAUCCAGGAAGCCAUUUAUGAUGCAUUUAUCGAAGAGGUGAAGAAAGUGCUAAGUAAAUACCGAGUGGGUGACCCAUUUGACGAGAAGACGCAGAUCGGCCCAGUUAUUUCGAAAAGGGCAAAAGCGAAUAUUUUAGCGCAGAUUGAAGAUGCCGUUAAGAAGGGCGCCGUGGACGAGACCCCUUCAACCCCGACUUUAGAUAACCUUCCCGCAGCCGGGAAUUUUGUCAAACCCACUCUUCUGACUGAAGUAACUCAUGAUAUGCAAGUCAUGACCGACGAGACAUUCGGGCCAAUUAUACCGGUCCAGAAAGUUAAAGAUGACGCGGAGGCCGUUCGAUUGAUGAAUCAGAGCAACCUGGGCCUAACAGCUAGUGUUUGGACGAAGGACGUUGCUACGGCUGAACAGCUGAUCCAACAGAUUGAAGCUGGCACUGUAUUCGUCAACAGAGCUGAUUACCCGAGUCCGGAUCUUGCAUGGACGGGAUGGAAAGACUCAGGACGCGGGGUGACGUUGAGCAGGUUUGGAUUUGACCAAUUUGUCAAACUGAAAAGCUUCCAUUUGAAGGACUAUCCCAAAUAA